AUGUCGACUCUUGACAUGUGCACCGUGAUCAAUGCCGACGACCAAAAAGUUCCCGAGAGUGUUGUUCCUAGCUUGCCCGUCAUUGCAGGAGCCAUUGACGCAUUGACCCCGCGAGUUCGACAAGGCGGGCGGGUGAUUUAUGUCGGUGCUGGCACCAGUGGAAGGCUUGGAAUCUUGGAUGCAUCAGAAAUUCCCCCGACCUUCGCUGCCCCACGCGGGCAGUUCGUCGGUCUGAUUGCUGGUGGAGAUGCCGCAAUCCGAGAGGCUCAGGAGGGAGCCGAGGAUGAUGAAAAAGCCGGCGAGGAUGAGAUGAAAUCUCUCAAUCUGAACCCAGAGCUUGAUAGUAUCAUUGGAAUUGCAAGCUCGGGCCGCACACCUUAUGUGCUUGGUUGUCUUGCUUUCGCUAAACGUCUCGGCUGUGUGACCAUCGCGGUCGUUUGUACAGUUCCUUCGGCGAUUAGCCUUUCAGGAAAUGUGGACUUUGUCAUCUCACCUGUGUCUGGGCCUGAAGUUGUCACUGGUAGCACCCGUCUCAAGGCCGGUACCGUCACAAAACUAGUGUUGAAUAUGCUAAGUACCGGUACUAUGAUUCGCACAGGAAAGACUUACGGAAACAUGAUGGUGGAUCUCGUCGCCUCAAAUUUAAAAUUAGUGCAAAGAUCCCGUAAUAUUCUGCGGAGGUUGAGUGGAAAGUGCCAAUCCUCGUCCAACACUGAAUUGGACGCCCUGCUCGCAAGAUGCAAUGCCAGUGUCAAGCUGGCUAUCCUAGUUGCAGAGACCGGGGAGUCGGUCGAGACUUGUCAGGGAUACUUUGACGCUGCGGGUGGGGUGUUGGCCAACGCCCUAGCUGCGGUUUCUAAACCCAUCGAACAGAAGCCCACAAGUACGCCCACUCAAAAGUUUGUAUUGUGUAUUGAUGGCGGCGGUACCAAGUGCGCUGCUGUUGUAGCUGAUGGCAUCAACGUCGUGGGCCAGGGCUUUGCAGGUCCAUGCAAUUUAACUGACAGCAUUGGAAACAUAGACGGAGUCAUUGCCACGUUACUUGACGCUACAAAAGCUGCUCUGAAAGAUGCCCUACCAAGCGACGUGGAACAAACAGAGUCUUCGUGGAAGGAACGUCUUCAAGCCUCCUUUAGCUCUGUCUGGGUCGGACUAGCUGGUAUUGACCGAGCUGGGCUGGAGGGAGUGUUAGCACCCAAGCUGCGACAAGCUUUCGGAAUCACUCAAGAGAAGGACCUGCAAUUGACAAACGACGUAGAUCUUUUGACUGCAGGUGUUCCACAAUCCCUCGGUACACCCUCCGUCCUGGUGGUGAUUGCAGGCACAGGUAGUGUUGCUAUGAGAUACAAAUGGGCCGAGGAUCAACAAAGAUACACUCGUUCUGCCCGUUCUGGAGGCUGGGGUCACAUGCUCGGUGACCAGGGUGGUGGCUACACAAUUGGUCUGAAAGCCAUCCAACACACACUGGGAGUCUUCGAGGAUAUCACAUUGGGGCUUGAUAAGACUGGAGGCGAUGAAUUUUCCAAGGCGGUUGCGGAGAAACUGGGGUGUCAAGUCUCCGAAAGUACCAGUAUCGACAUGUUGAACAAUAUUCUGGGCCAGACCCACUCUCAAGGUGUGAAGGCACGCAUUGCUAGCAUUGCGCCGGUUGUUCUCAACUUUAUGAAUAAAAGUGAGACCGCAACAGAUAUUGUGAGCUCUCAGGUAGCUUUGCUUGUUGGCGAGGCUCUUGGUCGCUUGGUGAAGCCGCAAGCCACUGGCUAUCAGCCACCUGAGGCCUCUGUGUUGGUGCUGGCAGGAGGAUUGAUGAAGAACGAGAGGUACAGGGCCACAUUUGAGAAGCAGCUGGACACACACAGAUUGUAUUUCAGAGGGACUGUAGUCGUUGAAGACGUAGCCCGCUCAGGGGCCACAUACUUGUGUCGUUAA
This is a messenger RNA of Penicillium expansum, 1929 nucleotides long. RefSeq names its product putative glucokinase regulator family protein. Lineage: Eukaryota; Fungi; Ascomycota; Eurotiomycetes; Eurotiales; Aspergillaceae. The transcript has 4 exons. The coding region runs from base 1 to 1929 and encodes 642 amino acids. Gene Ontology annotation, biological process: glucose homeostasis; amino sugar catabolic process; negative regulation of glucokinase activity. Gene Ontology annotation, molecular function: carbohydrate binding; enzyme inhibitor activity; carbon-oxygen lyase activity. Gene Ontology annotation, cellular component: nucleoplasm; mitochondrion; cytosol. The record is from RefSeq and is a predicted model, not a curated record.